AGCCUUUCACUCAAGAUUCCCAUGUGCACAUGGCCACUCUCCAGGAAUUCUGAACUUGGUGAUGGACAAGCAGCUGUAAAGGUGAUAUUAGUGGAGGCAUGGCAUGAUUUGGAUAACAAAGACUAUGACUGUUGGCCCCUGGAAAAACCAGAUGAGUAUAACAUGCUGGACUGUGGAGGACUGGAGAUGGUGUGGGUGCAAAGGCCUCCAGAAAAGGCUGUGAGCGGGGAAUCCUUCAACGUGACCUACGCAGUCUUUGCUUCAGACAACUUUUAUCAAUAUGCAGUGCAAAAUGGAAUCCUUUCCCACAGCAAUGCUCCUGCUGCGAAGGAAUUUUGUGAGGAGCAUGAAUGCCCUGCCAGAUGGAAAGAUGCAAAUGAGGAGAACUGCUGUGUCUACCAUGCCAACAUUCAUUCCUGUCCUUUGGCCUUCAUGGGUAAAGGAGGAAUUUGUGGUCCAUGGAUCCCAGAUGAUGGGCAGAUAUUUACUCACACUUUGUCUACUGCUGGAAAAAUGAGCCAAAGAAACUGGACUGCCAAGGUUGUUUUAGUUCAUAUGGGUGUGACUUCUCUCAUUGCGCACAUCCGAGUUGGGAGAAUGCAAGCUGCUCUGGAAGCAAAAACCACAGUCCUUCCUGCAGUAGUGUGUGGAGAUGGCUUUUGUGAGGAAGAGGAAGGUUGCUCUAUCUGUCCACCAGACUGUGGGGAAUGCCCACUUUCUGCUGAUGCCAGGAUAGCAAUUGCCUUACCAAUAUGUUUAGUCUGCACUGGCUUCAUUUUGACAGUCAUGUGGCUUCAAUAUCAGAAGCAAAAGAUGCUUUGGGAUGAAAGUUGGAUUAUAGAUUUCACCUGCAUCAAACAAGCAAAUUUAACAAGAUCAAAUUUUCAGCUAAUAGCAUCUUCAGGUCACUUUUCUCAUCCCACAUCCCAUUUAGAUCACGUCAUACGGACAGUAACGGGAAGCGUGAUGAGUGCUCCUCCAGCACCCAGUAUCUCCAAUGUCAGCUGUAUCACUGCUCUGAGCUCUUGCACAGCAGCUGCCAACAUGUCCAGGAAACAAUACUUCACCCAGACUGGGAGAUAUGAUGGUAGAACAGUGGCCAUAAAGAAAAUAAUGAAGAAAACAUUCACAUUGUCUAAAUCCAUACGUAAAGAAGUAAAGCAAGUGAGGGAACUUGACCAUCCCAAUCUCUGCAAAUUCAUUGGAGGUUGUAUAGAAGUCCCAAAUGUUGCCAUUGUCACGGAGUACUGCCCCAAGGGAAGCCUGAGUGAUGUGCUCUUCAAUGAAGACAUUCCUUUGAACUGGGGUUUCAGGUUUUCUUUUGCUACUGAUAUUGCACAAGGAAUGGCUUAUCUUCACCACCACAAAAUGUAUCAUGGACGGUUGAAGUCUACUAACUGUGUGAUAGAUGACCGGUGGGUUUGCAAAAUUGCAGAUUAUGGUUUGCAGUCAUACAGAAAAGAAGAUUCUCCUGAGGGAUCAAACUCAUACCAGCAGCAUUUGAUACAGAUUUAUACAGCUCCUGAAAUACAUUCACUUUCAGAGUUUGAACCCAAUUCUAUGACAGAUGUCUACAGUUAUGCCAUUAUUUUACUAGAAAUUGCCACAAGAAGUGACCCUAUACCAAAAGAUGGUAUGCAUUCAGCUGAAUAUUUUUGGUGCCCACCUUUGUCAGAAUUAAUUUCAGGAAAGGCUGAGAAUUCUUGCCCAUGUCCCACAGAUUACAUAGAGUUAAUCAGAAGGUGCAGAAAAAAUAAUCCAUCCCAAAGGCCUACAUUUGAACAAAUAAAAAAAAUGUUGUACAAGAUGAAUCCUAAUAAAGUUAGCCCUGUUGACAUGAUGAUGACUCUGAUGGAGAAAUAUAACAAACAUCUGGAGGUACUGGUUUCUGAGAGAACCCAGGAUUUAAUGCAUGAAAAACAGAAGACUGAUCGUCUAUUGUAUAGUAUGUUGCCGAAACAAGUAGCAGAUGAUCUCAGGCAGGGAAAACCUGCACAAGCCCAAAGUUACUCAAGUGCCACCAUCUUUUUCAGUGACAUUGUCGGCUUCACUCAACUGUCUAGCAGCAGCACACCGUACCAAGUGGUAGAUCUCUUGAACAAGCUUUAUACCACUUUUGAUGAAAUCAUAGAUAACUAUGAUGUCUAUAAGGUGGAGACAAUAGGAGAUGCCUAUAUGGUGGUUUCAGGAGUACCCAAAGAGAAUGGGAUCCUUCAUGCCGGUGAGAUUGCAAGCAUGGCUUUAGACCUCCUGGAUGUCUGCAAGACUUUUAAGAUCCCACACAAGCCCAACACCCUUCUAAAAAUAAGAGCAGGAAUCCAUUCAGGGCCAGUUGUAGCUGGAGUUGUUGGAACCAAAAUGCCACGGUACUGUUUGUUUGGAGACACUGUGAACACGGCUUCCAGGAUGGAAUCUACCAGUGAAGCUCUUAAAAUACAGUGCAGUUCAAGUGUAUACCAACUGUUGGAGCAGAUUGGAGAGUAUGUGUUAGUAUGCCGUGGGAAUUUACAAGUCAAGGGGAAAGGAGACAUGGUAACAUACUGGCUUGAAGGUAAGAAAGCCUCUGACCUCCAAAAGACAAACACCAGCACUUCUGUGACUCCUCAUGAUGCCAACAGAACUUCAUACAGCUUGAUACCAGGUGUACUUUCCAUUGAACCUCUCUGAAGCCCUGCUUACUAGCCAAUCACCUGCUCCAGUAUCCAUUCUGGUUUUUGGCUUGCUAGAUCAUUCUGCUGAAUUAGAAAAUUAGAAAAGAUGUAACACACCCCUUUGGCCUUGUGAAUGUAUUAGCUCACAUUUCAUUCACAGAUGUCUCUCCUAUUAGUGGCACCGAAAAUACAAAAAAGCAAAAACUUAUCUUGGGGAAUAAUACAUACAUACAGCUACCAGGGCAGAAGGUAGCUCCCUUUAGCGUUGCUUCUUGAUUAGGUUUUGCUGAGUAAUCCCCUGCCAGCAGCCACCAUGACUUCAAGAUCUGCUGGCCAGACAUUCCAGCCUGUAAGGUGUUCCCACAAGAAAGAAGGAGACAAUGCAGAAUUGUAAUUUAGUGGUACAAUAAACCUUGUGGUUGUGAUUGGUUUUGUGCUGUGAGAGUGAAAAGUGAGAUGUGUGCUGUGUGAGAAAGCAAGGUCCAUGGAAAGAGGGGGAUGAAGCAGAGCAAUGGAUACAAAUUGAAAUGAGAAUUUGUGCUGCUGCUUCCAUUUAAUCUCCAUUGUUUGGAGCAUAGAAAAAAUAACAAAGAAAGUCUGGUGUGUCUCCAUACAGUCCAUUCCUAGGGACACCUGAUGUCUUGAUACAGAGAUCUUGAAAUCUUGGGAGGGAAACUAAAGACAUUGCAUGCUGCUGUUAAACAGACUAAAGUUCACUACAGCUGCU
Molecule: messenger RNA, 3378 nt
Organism: Neopelma chrysocephalum (saffron-crested tyrant-manakin)
Lineage: Eukaryota; Metazoa; Chordata; Aves; Passeriformes; Pipridae
Product: atrial natriuretic peptide receptor 2-like
Exons: 24
Coding region: 22-2667 (881 amino acids)
Biological process (GO): cGMP biosynthetic process; intracellular signal transduction; receptor guanylyl cyclase signaling pathway
Molecular function (GO): ATP binding; peptide receptor activity; guanylate cyclase activity
Source: RefSeq, a predicted model, not a curated record